AUGGAGGGAAGAUCAGACGCACCAAACAGUGGCCCGCUCAACCCAAUCGGCAUCAUUCCCCCUCAUAGUCCGGGUGGAUCAGUAAUAGUGACUACCAGAAGCUUCAAUGCGUCUUACGAUCUUACAACCAAAGACCAUGUCAUUUUGGUUGAGUCGAUGAAUGAGCCCCUCGCAACUGCCCUUUUUCGGGUGAAGCUACCCCCUCAUGUACGCGGGGAGGAUGUCGCGCCAAUUUCACAAGCACUGCACGGUCACCCACUUUCAAUUGUUAUGGCAGCUGCUUGUAUUAAUUCACCAACCCUUCCAUGGGAUCUUCGGGGGUUUCACGAAGAAAUUAAGAGACGAGAGUCAUUUCGACGUGAAAAGAAGGGCACCCUCCCCGUGAUGCAACCUUUUCAUAAUAUCUCGCAAAUCGUCUUAGAUACUCUGAAGCAAGUAGACAGACCGGCGCUAGACCUACUCUGUUAUCUGAGCUUCUUUGAUCCACAAGGGGUUCCGGAGAGUCUACUUGCUGACGGGCCUGGUGAUGUCUCGAAAUUCCGUGAGGGUCAACAAAGGUCUAGCCAGAUCGAGGGUCUUGCACCUGAGAUCUUCCUUCUCAGAAACCUACGAUUGAUACAUGUCACACCUGGCGACAGAACGAUCGUAAUACAUGACUUGUUACGACGCGUCGUUAAGGAAUGGAUGGAAACUAAUCUCUAUGGGGAAGAUCCGACUGAACCUGUGAAAAGUCGUUUUAUCAAGAACCUUUCCCACAGAUUCGUCGCGGAAGAGCAUGCAAAUUGGAAGAAGUGCAGGUCACUGUUUCCACACGUGCAAGUUGCGAUAGAUGAUCCACCGAGCAGAUAUAUGAAGCAAUCUCUGUUGCAGUGGGCUACCCUCCUCCAUGCGGGUGCACGCUAUGCCGGGAAUAUCGGAAAGGCCACAGUCAUGGCUCGAAUGGCAAUGAAGGCAAUGCAUGCCCGUCAUGAUAUACUAGGUCCUAAUCAUCUGGAGUCUAUAGAUGCUGAGAUGACAUUGAGACUGGCCUACUUGCUACAGGGCCGGUGGUCAAAAGCGGAGAUGAUGGCAAAACAUCGGGUUGAGCAUUGUGAUCGGGUACUUGGUCCGGAGCACCCUGCCUCUCUGUCUGCCUCAGGUCACCUAGCCUUAGCAAAGUGGUACCAAGGCCAAUGGGAUGAUGCGGAGCGACCGAAUCUGAAGCUCCUUGAAACAUCCCGGCGAGCUCUGGGUAGAGAUCAUCCAGACACCUUAACUAUCAUGAGUAACCUUGCCAUGAUUUACGAACAGCAAGGCCGGUUGAAAGAAGCUGAAGAUAUGAACUUUGUGGUCCGCGAGACACGCAGACGUGUUUUAGGCUCCGAGCAUCCAAGUACUUUGGCCAGCAUGAAUAACCUUGCGGUAAUAUACAUGCGCCAAGGCCGAUUGGAAGAGGCAGAAAACAUGAACUCUCAUUUGCUCAGGAUUCGCACGCGCAGCUUAGGGCAGGACCAUCCAGUCACCUUAACCAGCAUGACCAAUCUUGCGUCCGUAUACAAGGCUGAAGGGCGGUUCGACGAAGCUGAAGCGCUAUAUCAUCUCGCAGUUUCUAUUUCGAAGAAGAUCAAGGGCGGUGAGCAUCGUGACACGCUUGGGGUGAUGGGCAAUUUAGCGGCCAUCUACCAGGCCAAAGGGCGAUUGGUCGAAGCAGAGGAACUCGAGACACAAGUACUCUUAGGCCGUCAAAAGGUCCUUGGAAACGAGCAUCCCGAUACAGUCAAAAGCCUAGCAAGCUUGGCAGCAAGAUAUUUUAGGCGAAGUCAGUUGGAACUUGCUGAAGCCACUCAGACGCAGGUUAUAGGGUUUCAAGAGGCUCAAUUGGGUCCCGAACAUCCAGAUGUGCUUUUGAGUCUGGUUCUUUUAGCAUCCAUCUUUAGGGCCCGUGGAAGAUUGGAAGAAUCGGAGGAGAUUUACUUGCGAGUAAUCAGCGGGAUGGAGAAACAUUUUGGUCCAGAACAUCCGAGCACGAUAGAUGGCAUGGAAGGCAUGGCUCUUGUUCUCAUCCACCAAGGGAGGUUUGAAGAGGCCGAGGCACUACAGCUCAGGUCAAUUGCCAGUAAAGAGAGGGUGCUGGGAUCCGAACACCCCUCAGUCUUGACGAGUCGAGCUACCCUGGCUUUAAAUUACCAGCAUCAGAACAGGCUGUUCGAAGCCGGGGAUAUAUACAGCCAUGUAUUGGUCAAAAGCCUGAAAGUAUUUGGCGAAGAGCACCCAGAUACCCUCGACAUCAUGGAAAAUCUGGCGUUGAUACGUUUCGAAAUGGAUGAUCUGGUUGAGGCCGAAACCCUGGCAAAAAGGGCCAGACAGACACGGGAUAGAUUCCUUCGGGUGGAUAGGCCAGGAGAAACAAAAUCAGCUAAGCUGCUUCAUGAAAUUUGGCAGAAGAGGCAGGCCCAGGGUAUGCGCAUGGAUGGAGAUGAUGAUUCCAAUGACUCUGAUUUUGGGUCGAUCCUAAGCAGCCUUGGAUUUGCCGGUAGUAACUCCUCCGCAACAAGCUUCGACAACACAGUAUUCACCUCUGCGGUUGAAGUCUUCACUGCAUCACUUCUACGGAUUGAGAGUUUUCAAAAUAUUUGUAAAUUUGCGCUUGAGGAGAGCGAUACGUCAAUAUCCAGAUUCCAGCGCAAUCUGACGAAGGCCUUGCGGCUUUUUGCAUUUCAUUUGGCCCAAGAGACAGAAUUCGAAGGUCGUCCCAGCAUUGCAAAAUUUCUCCGCAGUGCGUCUUCCAGAGUUGCAAGUCAAACAAUCCAAAGCUUUGGUGUGAUGAAAAUGUCCGGACUGGAGGAAUGGAAUGUUCGACGACUUGGGGAAAAGGGCUCCAGAGCUAAAAUAUUGGAAUAUCUCGAGACUCAAGAUGCCACUGGCGUCACAAAGCACUCUCGAGAAGAACGCUUGGAACUAGAAACUGAGAUCCAGACGCAAAGUCAUGAUGAUGACGAGAUAGAAUCGGACUCGGAUUCCGACGCAGAUUCGAUCCCAGAGGGCUUCGAAGGACAGACAAUAAUGGAUGAUCUAGAGAAGACUGAGUACCUUCUCUUCAAGUCAAACGCCUUUCUAAUUAUGGAAAGAGAAUUUCACGAUUUUGUCUUCCCAUCUCUGCGAUCCGAGCUCGGUAAAUGGAUCGCAAAGAAGCGCCGAGCCGUAGCCUUCACGGCAAAACAGCUACGAGAUAUUGAGACUGUGGUGAGCGAAUUGCAGCAUAUUGCCCCAGAUCAAAUUUUCUUGAAUAAAGAAGAAGAUACUUCGAUCAUCAAUAAAAUUAAGGGAAAAUGGGAGACAUUCACAGCAGAAACUUGGGACUGGUGGCCCUUGAGACCGUACAUGCGUCCUCUAGCAAAUGGAGAGUCGCGUUUGUAUUGGCGAUGUGUGAGUUUUUCCACCUGA
Messenger RNA from Penicillium argentinense, 3423 nucleotides. RefSeq lists its product as uncharacterized. Bases 1 to 3423 code for a protein of 1140 amino acids. Lineage: Eukaryota; Fungi; Ascomycota; Eurotiomycetes; Eurotiales; Aspergillaceae. The transcript has a single exon. The record is from RefSeq and is a predicted model, not a curated record. Gene Ontology annotation, molecular function: protein binding.